Molecule: messenger RNA, 3078 nt
Organism: Effrenium voratum
Lineage: Eukaryota; Dinophyceae; Suessiales; Symbiodiniaceae
Source: the annotation of a GenBank genome assembly
AAGAAGGACGACAAUCCGCCACCGUGGAGAGAUGGUGAUGAUGAAGAAGAUGGAGAGUACAGCUCAACCGCCGGAACCUCUGAGAUCAAGUCGUAUCUGAGAAGGCGAGCUGCUGCGGGAGGUGAUCGACCCAGAAGCAGCUUGGGUACGGUCAAGAUUGAGGAGUUCUAUGGUGACCGUGCGAGGUACGUCAAGUGGAAGAAAGCAAUCGAGGCGCAGGCGGAGCUCUACCGUUUGGAGGAUGCGGAGCUGGCCAUGUUGGUGUACCUGAGCACAAAGAAGGAUGCGCGGGACUGUCUGGAGCAGCGGGCCAUCGGCGAGUGCACGAAGGGCGGCGGACUGCAGCUGAUGUGGGGGCUUCUGAACGAGGCCUUCGGAGAGACGGAAGAGGAGCUCUUUGAGAGGGCGGAGGCAGAGUUCAUGAACUACCGCAGGCUGCCAGGCCAGUCGGUGGCAUCGUACAUUGGCCAGAUGAAGCGCUUGAAGGCCCAGUACCACAGGGUGGAUCCGGACAGUUGUAUGUCAGACCGGGCAUGGGCACAGAGACUCCUGAACAAGUGCUCGCUGGGAAGGAGAGAGAGGCUGGAUGUCUUCUUCAGUGCCGGAGGCCGCUACAUCCCGAGCGACAUUGAGCGUGCUCUGAGGUAUCGGUGUGGAAAGGUGCACGAGGAUGAGCGACGUCUGCCGGGACGACCGCCGCCACCUCAACCAUUUCGCACCUACAGAGGAGCAGGUACAGUGAGUACCAAGCCGGUGGAAAGGAUGGCUGCCAAGCCCAAGUGGAGGACAAGGCCAUCGGGAGCUCAUGUGGUGGCAGAUGAUGAGGCAUGUUUUGAUGAAGAGCCGGAAGAUCUUGAGAAGGAUGAGGAGGCCUAUCAGACCUACCUGGAGACGCUGCAUGAGACGGAAGAGGUCGAGAUCGAGGAGCCAGACGAGCUGGAGAAGGAGCUCAGCGUGCUCAUGGAUGAGGUGGUCUCGGGGGAGGACGACCUUCCGGAGGAGGAUCUCAAGGAGGCUUACGCCGCUGGCUGGAAAGCAAAAGCCAGACAGGCCGACCACAAGAAAGCACGAGGAUGGAGAACCCCCGGAAGAAGAAAUCUUCGUGUGCGAGCUGUGGACGGGUCGGACACUGGCGAGGAGAUCCGGAGUGCCCGAAUGUUCAGAGCGGCAAGGAUAAGCCACACACCGCCAAGUGAUUCUGCUGCCAGCACUCCCAACCAGGUGCACUUCACCUUCAUGGUCGGCGGUGGCUACAGCCAGGAGGAGACGCCGCCAAUGGGGGUGUGUCCAAGGUGCAGGUGGCCGACAGCAGACACCUGCAAGUUCUGCAGCAACUGCGGGCAGAACCUGUACCGAGACGACAGGAUGUCAGAGAAUAAGAGAGGUUGGGGCCUGGUAGGAGAAGACAAUGAGGAGAUUCUCACCGUUGAGGAGACAGACGAUGAGGAGGAGACCCCCAGCUACACCUACGACGUGAAGAGGAGCACGGUCAAGGAAGCUGCGGGUAUGACGCCGGGGAAGAAGCAAGACGAGAAGAUAAAGCUGAAGCCCAAGGAGGUCAUCUCGGUGCUGGAUAAGAUGACAAAGGAGGUGACGGCGCCCGUUACCAAAGAGUUGCCGGCGAGAGAGGCUGCGCUGAGGGACUUCCGGUACGAGCUCUAUCAGCGCCAAGUGAAGGAGGGCCACUAUGGGAGAUGCCGACUGUGCGACCUGAAGCACGUGCUGUAUUUCUCUGACCGUCAUGGUGCCCUGGUGAGCAGCCAGCAGCAUUUGGAGGAGAUCUAUGUAUCCGGCAUCUGUCCGGGGCAAGCGAUAGCAGACACUGGCUGUCGAACGGCAGUUGGAGGAGGUGCCUGGCAUGAGAGCUUGCAGAAGGAGCUCAAGGUGAGGCUUGCCGGAGUCACCGCAUACAUUUACCCGGUGGGCAUCUUCGGGGUGAACGCGGCAGUGAGGUGGAGCUGUAUGUUCAACUUCGGCACUCGCCAGAUGACGCUCUUCGGCAUCACCAGAGAGAUGAGGCUGACAAACACCAGGCAUCCUGCUGUGGACCUGCUGGACUUUGGUGAGAUCAGGGGCGAUUACUGGGAGCAGCCGGAGGUGAAAAGAUUGAAAGACGUGCUGGUGAGGAUGCCACACACGUUUGCCUUUGUGCAAGACAAGUCGGAGGACACUUCGGGAGAGGAGACUGAGGAGACUUCGGAGGAGUCCAGAGACGCCGGUCUUGAGGAUGAGUUGUUGGCAGACCUUGAGGCUGAACUAGGCGAGUUCCCCAUCUGCGACAUCGAGGAAUCGGAGCCCGUUGAGGACGGCCAGGAAGAGAAAGAUGAUGCUGCCGAAGACAUUGACGUGAUGGUGGCCGGCAACACGAAGUCUUUCAGCAAAAUCCGGAAGGCCGGAGAAGACGAGGUGCGCAGACGCCAGCAGCAGCCCCAGCAGCCCCAGGACCCAUGCUUGCGGCCCAGCUCACUUCCUUUGAGGAAAAAGUGGAAGGUCCUGGAGGUGUUCAUUAGCCUGAUGGCCUUGGAAAGAGGCUGGCACAUGUGCGAGCCGGUGACCUUGCCGGGGUGGGAUCUUCGUGAUCCCCAGACGAGGGAGGAGGCACACAACUACAUCGACUCCCAGGCGGUGAGGCGAUUGGCGCAGAAGAGAAAUGAACAUCGCCCUAUGCUGGAGUUCGUUGGAGAGGCUGUGAGGAGCCCGCCGCUUUAUGAAGAAGCCAACCAGGCUGGUGGGAACGCCAGAAGUGAUCAGAUGCUGCAGCCGGAGAUGCAAAGGGAGGUGGUGAUAGGUGCAGAGGAGUACCUGAAAGGAACGCGCAGGCCGGAAAUAUUUGUGGAAGGCGCUCAUGUGCCGGAGGAGCGCUUCGAAGAGUUUGAGAAUGAAGAAGAGGUGGUACCAGAGGAAGAUCUGGAACAGAGGAUGCUGCAGGAAGAGCUUGAGGAGAUGUCCAGAGAGGAGCAAGUGCCUGAGGAGGCCCAGCGACAGCAGAAGCAGACAAGAGACAGGUUGAGGCUGAUGAUGGUUCAUCGGAGGCUUGACAUCCAAGCCCCGAGACCCUGGAGAGAAUGCUACGACUAG